Messenger RNA from Dalotia coriaria, 3365 nucleotides. RefSeq names its product angiopoietin-related protein 2. The record is from RefSeq and is a predicted model, not a curated record. The transcript is spliced from 6 exons. NCBI's taxonomy places the organism in Eukaryota, Metazoa, Arthropoda, Insecta, Coleoptera, Staphylinidae. Bases 340 to 2502 code for a protein of 720 amino acids.
GACGCCCGUUUACCGUGCGUGUGUGUCCCUGCCUUCCUACCUACCGUCGAAGAGUGAAAGUCUUCGCUUGGCAGCCGCACCAGCACCACUCUUGCACUCUGACGCCGCGACUCUUUCGGAACGGUAACGGCGCAGACUACUUCUCCGCAGAGUAGUACAACACACACUUCGCGUAACACGUGCCAAAUCGCAAGGAUAAUAAUAAGGAUAUUUUUAUUCACAUCCACGUUUUAUCAUUCAAAAAGGACUGUUGACGAGUUUAAAAUUACAAGUUCAGUGCGCAGUGACUGAUAAUUUGUGUGUUUUGAGGAUUUUUCGAAUAAAAUUUUUUGGGUAACCAUGAGGGGUGCCAUCGGGUGCCUGCUCGUGGUGUUGUGCGCCGUUGGUGUGCUCGCCACCAGGCAACAACAACGUCUACCCAGGACUAGUGCUGGUCAAUUGGCCGCUGCCGCCGCCGCUCAGAAUAAAACCUCGGCGCAGCUUAGAAGCACUAGGACCAUUUCGUCCACGAUUGGACCGCCUCCAGGGCGAGGAUCUAGCAGUCGAACAAGGGAGCAAUAUUUGUAUGACGUGUUUGAAGCGAUAAUCUCAACAUUAGAUUCAAAACUCCAACGCAUUGAGAAUUUAGACAAAGCCGUUGAGCAUUUAAUGCGACGCGUUGAAAAUCUUGACUCUCAAGUGAAUAAUAACAUUGAUAAAACUGAUGCUGUCAUUAGUAAACUGGGAACUCUUGAUUUAAAACUCUUCCAUUCUUCGUACAUUCCUAAAGAUGGUUCUUUACCACCAAUUAAAGAAGGUGAGUUUUAUGAAAACAACCUUGGAAUGCAACUGGUUUCUUUAGAUCAGAAGGUUAGCGAUAUUGACUCAAAAUUGAGCACCCUCAAAACACAACUUGAUAAUAGCCUGACCAGCGAUAUUGAUUUCAAUGCGGAAGCUAGUGAAAAGAAACCAAUUCAUAUGAAUGUGGUGGAGAUUACUAAAUCACUCAAUACGGAAGUGAUCAAUCAUGUCACCAAGAAACUGGACCAACUCAAAGAAGCCACUAAUAGUCUCGAUAAAAAUCUUCAGUACCAUAUUAGUGCUGUAAGUGAAAAUUUAGGCAAAGUUUAUUCAAUGGUGAGUGAUGUACAUGAAGCCAUUGUUGAUCAAACCCCUACACCACGAGGUCACAACAGGACCACUACCCAAGCACCGUUUAUUCUUCGCUCCAGCAAAAUUGACGCCCUGGUUAAACAAAUGAAACCAAUUAUUAAUGUUUCCGAGAAAAUGGAUGAAGUCUGGGAUGUUGUGGUGGGUACCAAAAGUUCUGUAGAUGAUCUAGUUCCUAAAUCAGAUGAACUUUUGACGCAAACACAACGCCAGGAACGUGCCAUUGGUGAAAUGCACAGUGACUUCCGGUCUAAGGCGAAUAAAAUCAUUGCUAAUCUCGAUAUGGUUGAGAAACGUCUGAAGAAACAAGAAGAUGAUGUGGCUACACUAGCGCAGAGACCUGUACCGGCUGAGUUGUUGCUGGAUCCGACCAUUGAUCGACUUAUUGAGUAUGAUCCUAGCCGGUAUGGUGUUGAUGAGUUUCCCACGGAGACCACGAUUCCGUUUACGACGACCAUGCCUCCUCCAAGUACUGUAACGCAGAGUUCUACAUUUAAUACUACGCAGAGUACCACGCCGAUGACUGGGGUACCACCUGUGGGUACACCUCCUUCGGAGAAACGCACAGAGAAACGGAAAGGUGGUGUUAUCUUCCCAAGUGUGAAAAAUAAGCCAUCGCCUGCGAAUACUACAUUUACAACUGAUUUGGUGUCGAAUAUUAAGGAUGUUAAGGGCUAUUCUUGUGUGGACCUGCUGAAUGCAGGUAUGCGCGACUCUGGCGUUUACUACCUGCAGAUUCGCGGUACCACCUAUUGGUUCCUCAAGGUGUUCUGCGAGCAAGAAAUUGCCGAAGGCGGUUGGACGGUAAUCCAACGUCGUGAUGAUUAUGGUGACCCCAGGGAAAACUUCAACAGGGAUUGGAGUGAUUACAAAAACGGUUUCGGUGAUCCUGGUAAAGAAUUUUGGUUGGGUAACGAAAACAUCUAUAUGUUGACCAACAACGAGGAGUAUAUCCUGCGUGUAGAGUUGGAGGACUUUGAAGGAAACAAAAGAUACGCGCAAUAUUCGCAUUUUAAGAUUUAUUCUGAAGCAGAAUAUUACAAACUGGAAAUUGAUGGAUAUGAAGGUAACGCUGGAGAUUCCCUGAAUGAUCCAUGGUAUGGAAGCAACAAUAGUCCAUUUUCCACUUAUAAUAGAGAUAACGACCGUUCGAGUUUGAACUGCGCGUCCAUGUUGAAAGGAGGCUGGUGGUGGAAGUCAUGUGGCCGCGGGUUAAACGGCCUGUACCUCAAUGACCCGCAGGACCUUACUGCGCGCCAGGGCAUCGUUUGGUUCAGGUGGAGAGGAUGGGAUUACACGCUCAAGAAGGCGAGCAUGAUGAUCAAACCGAAGGGAUUCGUCAACCCGACGUAAUCGCGCACGCAGACUGCGUCGCGCGAUAGGGAAACAUUGUGUACCACAAAAGUCAAUUUAUAAUCAUCGGCCAUUUUGUAUAUUUCGGCGCGUUCAUUUUCGUUCAUGUCAUCCGCAGACAUUCUAUUAUUUAUUUUACUAUUUAACUGUUGGUUGUUUUAUUAUUUUUCUGUUUGUUUUUUUCUACUACACACGUAUUACUGUGUAUAAAGUUACCUCAUAAUUAAGCUAAACACGUAAUAUUUAAUUUUAACGUAUAUACAUUCUUGUUGUUACCGUUGAUUAUAAAUUGGCGCCGAAGAUAAAGCGUUGAAAUUUGGCGGAAUUUAAGACUGUGCGCUGCUCGUCAGCGAACAAACUCACACUGCAAGUUUUUGUUUUGUUUCUUAUUUUUAAUUUUUGUUUGUGGCUCGUCGACGAGUAGCAUUUAUUAGUUAUACGUUGUUGUAAUUCGCAGAAAAUGAAACAUGGAGGCUAUUCUGGGACAGAGAUUGCAAUACAAGCAAUGUGCAAGCGAGGAAAUAUAAACAAACGUGUCGCGCGCACAGUUUUAUCACUUGACUGUUCAAUUGAUUGAAAACUGGAGGUCGCACGCUCUUUGAUUACCCUAGAACUAGAUAUGUAGCAAAUAAGCGUCUGUAUUUUAUGAUUUAGUAUUGUAUAAAUUAGUAUAGUAGUAUUCUAUGUAGGCAAGUUUUUUCAUCUGGAGGCGACAAAUGUUUUCAAGUCUUUAUAUCCUAUUACUUACACUCUCUCCUUUCUUUUUGUAAAUAAAACUACUAAAUAUAACGAAAGUUAAGUAAUUUUUGUAUAAAGUAAAUAUAUUUUAAUAUAUAUGAAUAAAUAAAUGUUAGUUAAAUAUA